AAAAUGGCGCCUAUGCGCAAGUCACACCUAAACUAACCGCAACGCGACCCCAUCCCUAUCCGAGUCGUACGGCCAGAAAAUAACAGUGACUCUUCGUGCGCUGUGUCCUAGCCGCGCAAUUUAGCCGUUCCCCGCCUCUCCCAGACUCAGCUUCAAGAAUGUUGCUCAAAACCUAGACAAACAACCCCCCCCCUCUCUCUUUCUCUCCUCCUCUCUUCUUCUCUCUCUCUCUCCUUCCUCUCCUCCCUCUUUCUCCUCUCUCUCUCUCCCCUCUACUUUCUCUCUGUAUUUGCAGUUGCAGUUGGCUGUUGCUUCUGAAGGCUAAUCGUAUGCGUAUCAACCAGUCUCGUUGAAUUUACAGGUUCUGAAUUUCUACGAUUCUGUCAAAAUUUUGCACAAAUCUUUGCACUUAUAGGGUUUUGGUUAUUGGGUUGGUAUUGGAACUUCAAAGAACAAUGCUUUUGUGAUUGAAAACCAAUGUGCCAUUAGCUUGUAUAGUAGGAUAUGCUGCGGAUGUGAAUCUUGGUUAUAAAUGGGUGAUGUUGAAAUACCCAGUUGGCUCGAAGGGUUGCCAUUGGCACCCGUCUUCCGGCCGACGCAUACUGAAUUCGCAGACCCGAUUGCUUACAUAUCGAAAAUCGAGAAGGAAGCUAGUGGAUUUGGUAUUUGCAAGAUUAUCCCACCAUUGCCAAAACCCUCAAAAAGAUAUGUUUUUAGCAACUUGAAUAAGUCACUUUUGAAGUGUCCAGAAUUGGGUAGUGAUGUAAAUUCUUUAGAGGGUUGUUCUCCGAUGAGAACGGGUUCUGGGGAUGGUGGUAAUGAUGGGGAGGCUAGGGCAGUCUUUACCACAAGACACCAAGAAUUGGGUCAGAGUGUGAAAAAGGUGAAAGGGGCAGCAGUUCAGAAUCCGCCUUCGGGUGUUGAUAAGCAAGUGUGGCAAAGUGGAGAAAUUUAUACUUUGGAGCAGUUUGAAACUAAGUCUAGGGCUUUUGCAAGGAGCAUGCUAGGUUCAAUUAGGGAGGUUACCCCAUUGGGUAUAGAGGAAAUGUUUUGGAAGGCAGCUUCUGAGAAGCCAAUAUAUAUUGAGUAUGCAAAUGAUGUGCCCGGGUCUGCUUUUGAAGAGCCUGUGGGACAAUUCCGCUCUUCUCACAGGCGGAGGCGGAAGAGGAACUCCUACCAGAGAAGAAAUGAAAACUCUGAUAGCAAGAAAGGUGAAAUGAUCAGUAUCAGCGAAAGAAACUCCCAUAAUGAGGAAGUUAAGAAUGCUACUCGUAGGAAUGUUUCGGAUACAUGUUUAGAGGCAUCCAAAUCAUCUACUGCUCCAGAAAUAUUAUCAGCAGAUGAAACGCCCCAAUCAUCUAGGCAAAAAAAUCCAAAUUCAUGUUGUGAUAUGGAAGGUACUGCUGGUUGGAAGCUUUCAAACAGUCCUUGGAACUUACAAGUGAUUGCACGUUCACCUGGUUCACUUACUCGUUUCAUGCCCGAUGAUAUCCCGGGUGUUACUUCUCCUAUGGUUUACAUUGGCAUGUUGUUCAGUUGGUUUGCUUGGCACGUUGAAGAUCAUGAGCUUCACAGUAUGAAUUUUCUUCACACUGGAUCUUCAAAGACUUGGUAUUCUGUUCCAGGCGAUUAUGCAUUUGAUUUUGAGGAACUUAUUCGCACCGAGGCGUUUGGUAGUAAUCUUGACCGCCUAGCUGCUCUCUCACUAUUGGGCAAUAAAACAACUUUAAUUUCACCUGAGGCUGUUGUUGCAGCAGGGAUUCCUUGUUGCAGGUUAAUACAGAACUCUGGUGAAUUUGUUGUGACUUUUCCAAGGGCUUACCAUGUAGGAUUCAGCCACGGUUUUAACUGUGGGGAAGCUGCUAACUUUGGAACACCACAAUGGCUUAAAGUAGCUAAAGAAGCUGCAGUACGUAGAGCUGCUAUGAAUUACCUUCCUAUGCUCUCCCAUCAACAGCUGCUAUACCUCUUGACCAUGUCUUUUGUUUCGAGGGUGCCAAGGUCCCUACUACCAGGUGUGCGAAGUUCGCGUAGGAGAGAUCGGCAAAAGGAAGAAAAGGAGUUUUCAGUGAAGAAGGCUUUUAUUGAAGAUAUAGUAAAGGAAAACAAUGUGUUGUCUGUCCUUCUUGGAAAAGAAUCAAGUUACCACGCAGUAUUAUGGAACCAUGAUUUACUUCCAUAUACAAGUAAAGAUUCCGUAACACCCGGUGGUGGUGCUGCUGUUGAUAUGAAUCCAAAGGAAGAUGCUACCCAUAUUCAGUGUGGAAAUUACGAUAAUGAUCAGAAAGUGCUGAUUGACGAGAUGAGUUUGUAUAUGGAAAAUAUGAAUGAUUUGUAUUUGGGAAGUGAUGAUUUAUCACGGGACUUUCAAGUCGACUCAGGCACAUUGGCAUGCGUGGCUUGUGGUAUACUUGGGUUUCCAUUUAUGUCUGUCGUGCAACCAUCCGAGAAAGCAUCAAUGAAACUGCAAACUGAGAAUUUUACUGCUCAAGGUUCCCCUGGCAUUUCAGGACUUGAAAAUUCUCAUUUGUUUCCAGACUGUCAUGCAUCUGUCAUGGGAUUUGUUACAGAAGAGGACCUCGUUUCUGUUCCCAACUUUUUGCCACCUGCGAAAGAUCCCCUAAUUCCUUCCGCAGACAAUAUAAAAAAGGGUUGGAAUACUGUUAAUAAGUUUCUGAGACCAAGGAGUUUCUGCCUUGAGCACGCUGUGGAAAUUGUGGACCUGUUGCAGUGCAAAGGUGGAGCGAACAUGCUUGUAAUUUGCCAUUCUGACUAUCAGAAAAUAAAGGCCCCGGCUGCAGCAAUUGCAGAGGAGAUUGGUUGCUCUUUCAAUUAUAAUGAGGUUUCAUUGGAUAAUGCAUCACAGAAAGAUCUGAAUUUGAUAGAGCUUGCUGUUGAUGAUGAACGUGAUGAAUGUGGAGAAGACUGGACCUCAAAGUUGGGUAUCAACCUACACUACUGUGUCAAGGUCAGAAAGAAUUCGUCCUUGAAGCAAGUCCAGCAUGCAUUGACAUUGGGUGGUUUGUUCUCCAAACAAAGUCCCAGCUCAGAUUUUCUGGCCGUCAAAUGGCAAUCAAGAAGAUCUCGCUCUAAAAAGCUUAAUCAUCCAGUGGAUUAUAAACCAUGUGAGAACAUUGAGGAAAAGGAUGAAGUGGUGUGUGGAAGGUCAGAUGGGACCUCUUUUAAGAGGGAAGAAAAAAUAAUUCAAUAUUCAAGAAGGAAGUUGAAGCUUAAAGCAGGGAGUUCUACAGGAGUGGGUAGGGUCUGUGGGCACCCUGCUACAGGUGUUGGUGGUAAAGAUAGUAGAAUGGCAUCAGAAAGCAACAUUUGCAACAAUGGGAAUUCCACGAGCAGUUGUGCAAGAUUUGAUUCCUCUGCGUCAAGCGGAAUGUCUGAAAUGUAUCCUGUUGUCCAGAUGUCUGAAGCAACCAGGGAUAUCAGUUUGUACUCUACUCCUUCACAAGUUGUAGAUACACUUACCACUGCUACGUUAAUAGCUGGUAGUGUUGAGGCACAGGUUGAUAAUCACAGUUUUGAAGAAAGAAACAUGAACGGUGAAGGUUGUAAGUUUGCAUCAAGGAAUAUUUCUGAUGUGCAAGAUGAGAUAAGGAUACUUGAAGAAGCCAGUCAAGGAAAGUCUGCUACUCCACCUGUCAUUGCAGCUGAUGAAACGGUUCCAAUGCAAAUAGAGGAGCAGCAAAUGGAAAAAAUCAACAAUACCAGUGAAUUUUGUAAUCAAGUAUCGGAAGGGCAGUCCCAAGUUAUGGCUGGCGUAUCUGUUCUUGCUGAGACAACAAACUUAUGUGCUGCCAACUCAUUUGUUACAAGUUCUGAGCCACAGAUGGUGAAUACAGUCCUGGAGAAAUCUUGCAUAAGCAAUGAAGUUUGUGAUUCCAUGACUUCGGAUGAUGAAGUGCAGCAAGAAAUCGAAACUACCAACAGAAGUAAAGACAAGGCGCCAGUUCCAUGUAGUUCCCAUAAUGCUGAAGACUCAAAUGAUGAUGUAUCUUUAGUAUUCGAACUGGCAGAAGAAAUUAAGACUGCGAAAGGAGAAAAUGAGGAACCCAGUUUAAGUCCUCGAAGACAACUAAUUGAGCCCUCUCUUGCUUCGGUGGAAGGAACUUCUGGAGCUCCAAGAGAGCUCUGUGCUGCAGCAGAUUUUUGCCCUGGUACAAUUUCUCGCAGUGAAGAAUUUCUAACUGCAGAUAGGAGUGGGGGAGAACAUGUCUUGACUUCAGUGACACAAAUGGAAAUAAUUCAACCUUGUAUCUCAGUGGAAGAAUCUUCUGAAGUGCCAAGGGGAGGCUCUUCUAUGGAAGGCACAGAUGAUGGUGCGACUUCAGACACUGUAAUGCAGCAAGAAGUCCAGACUACAAAUGAAGCUAUAGAGGCACCCAUACUUAGUCUCAUCAUAGAAACAGAAAUGCAGGCCACACCUCGCUUGGUUGAAGAAUUUGAGGUUCCCAGAGUGACCUAUGAAACAAUAAACAUCAGUGGUUCUAUGGCCUUGGAUGAAGGGUGGAAAAAUCGUACUACAAAUGGUAGUGAGGAACUCAUUCCUAGUCGAGAUACUUCAAAAUGUCAACCAUCUCCUUCAAUCCAAACAUAUUCUAGAGCUAAAAGAAAGCCUCGUGCUGCUCCAGACUUACGCAAUGGUGGUAAGGUUUGCUUAUCUCUACAUGAUAAAGAAAUGGAAAACAUCGGGUCCUCAAAUGCUGUUGCACCAAGUCCUGAAAUGGGAAGAAAAAGAAAGAGAGAACUGGAGCAAAUAAUAGAUGAUAACCUCGAAUUCAAUGGAUUUAUUAGAGGGCCGUGUGAGGGGUUGAGACCAAGGGCUGGGAAAGAUGCAACUAGUACAAGUGGGAUGGACAAAAUCCAAGAAGAGGUGGAGGAGAAACCGGUGACAAAGAAGGUGAAGAAACCUUCAGAUGUUCCUGUUCCUCCUAAGAAGGAACACGCAAGGAAGUCUCACAGGUGCGACAUAGAAAGCUGCCGGAUGAGGUUUGCAACAAAGGCGGAGCUAAUGUUGCACAAGCGUAACCGCUGCCCCCAUGAAGGGUGUGGCAAGAGGUUCAGUUCUCACAAGUACGCAGUGAGUCACAGCCGUGUGCAUGACGAUGAUAGGCCCCUCAAGUGCCCGUGGAAAGGCUGCUCCAUGUCGUUCAAGUGGGCAUGGGCCCGCACUGAGCACAUUCGUGUGCACACCGGAGAGCGGCCAUACCAGUGCAAGGUUGAGGGAUGUGGCCUCUUCUUCAGGUUUGUAUCAGAUUAUAGCCGUCACCGCCGCAAAACAGGGCAUUAUGUGAGCUAACCUGCCAGGAAAUUUGGUGAGGUUGGCUUUUGUAACAUAUGUGGGCAUAAGCAGAAGGGGCUUAUGGGGUCAAAGAGGACUUCAGGAUCUCAUGUAACAAUUUUCUUGUUUUCUUGGUUAAAAUCUCGUGUAAUCUUUGGAUGUUGUGGUUAGGUGUAGGUGAGGAACGAACUAACUUUUCUGUAGAUUGCAGUUCACCAAAUUAUUUGAAUGCACUCAAAUAGUUUUAGGUCAUUA
Pyrus x bretschneideri (Chinese white pear) is the source of this 5548-nucleotide messenger RNA. RefSeq names its product probable lysine-specific demethylase ELF6. Gene Ontology annotation, cellular component: nucleus. Gene Ontology annotation, biological process: chromatin remodeling. Gene Ontology annotation, molecular function: histone H3K4me/H3K4me2/H3K4me3 demethylase activity. Lineage: Eukaryota; Viridiplantae; Streptophyta; Magnoliopsida; Rosales; Rosaceae. The record is from RefSeq and is a predicted model, not a curated record.